GCGGGGGUGGGCAGGGGCAGGAUGCCCUUGGGGCUGCUGGCCAGGAAGAAAGGGCGGGCCAAGGACCGGGCCCGGCUGGUGGGGUCGGGGCCGGGGUCGGGGCCGGGGUCAGGGCCGGGGUCAGGACCGGGGUCAGGACCGGGGUCAGGACCGGGGUCAGGACCGGGGUCAGGGCCCGGGGCCCCUCCGGGCCCGGGGCAGCGGCCGCUGGUGUUCCACGGGCAGCUGGCCCACGGCAGCGCCACCGCCCGCCUCCACCCCUUCGACAACAUCCAGCAGCUCUACUGCAGCAUCGCCCAAGCCUUCCACAUCGACCCCUCCCAGAUCUUGUUUUGCACUUUAAAUACUCCCAAAAUUAAUAUGGAAAAACUAUUGGGAAGUCAGAUUGGUCUUGAAGAUUUCAUAUUUGCCCAUGUGAAAGGAAUAAAGAAAGAAGUGAGCAUUUAUAAAAGUGAAGAUUCACUUGGUUUCACCAUUACAGACAAUGGAGUUGGCCGUGCUUUCAUAAAGAGAAUUAAAGAGGGUAGCCUUGUUGAUGCUGCCAAAACAAUCUGUGAGGGGGAUCAUAUAGAAUUGAUUAAUGGAAAAAAUAUCGUGGGGCUUCGGCAUUUUGAAGUUGCCAAGAUGUUAAAGGAAUUGGAAAAGGAUCAGACGUUUACCCUGACGUUGAUAGAACCUAAGAAGGCAUUUGAAAUAGAACCAAGAGCAGUGGAUGGAAAUUCUUCAGGAGGAAAAAUCUCUAGAGGAAGGGGAACUCUUCGCCUGAGAUCUAAAGGACCUGCCACAGUGGAAGAACUGCCCUCUGAAACUGAAGAAAAAGCAAUUAAAAAACUAGAUGAUCUUCUUGAACUCUACAUGGGGAUCAGAGAUAUUGAACUAGCUGCUACAAUGUUUGAAGCUGGAAAAGACAAAAAAAAUCCAGAUGAGUUUGCAGUAGCACUUGAUGAAGUUGUUGGGGACUUCGCAUUCCCUGAUGAAUUUGUCUUUGAUGUGUGGGGAGCGAUAGGGGAUGCCAAGCAAGGACGAUUGCAGUGAUGAAUGGCAGCACUAUGGGUAAUGGAUGUUGGAGGAAACACCUUCUUUUGUUUUUCAGUUUAUGGAGUCAGAUUUUAAUCAUCAUUAGGUCUGAACUCUGGUUUGCUUUUGAUAAUGUGCAAAAAACUUUCCCAUUGAAAAUGUGCCCCUCAGUUAUUCUGGGAAAAUUUUCUGAAGACCUUGUUUAGGUUGCAUAGUGGAGCUGAAAAUCACCAAGCACAAAACUCUUCAAAAAAGUCGUUGAUUGUCAUAAACAUUAGGGAGCAUUUUAGGCAGAUUAGCUCAUAACUGAUGGGAAGUCUAGCCCAUAUUUUUCACAACUUUGUGAAUGAUACAUUUUGACUAUUAGUUUAUACUUGUUUAGCACUUUUUUAUUGCUUGCAAAAACUGCUUCUUGUGUGAUUGGGUAAUCUGGGAAUUUGUGAAGAUUGCAGCUUCAAAUUAAUUAUCUUGGUGUUUGAAUGGGCAGAGAGGAGAGCCCUCUCAUUUUAUAGAGGAUUUAUUUCAAAAUGUCUACGUUCAGUUCCCUGCCUUCUCAUAGUAGCCACAUUUCUCUGACAGUUGAUUAAUAAAACUUUUCCAACAGUUUACUCUUUGCAUUGAAGAGCGUAGGUCUGGGAGUCUGAGGGCCUGGGUUCUAAUCCUGACUCUGCCACUUUCCUGCUAUAUGACCUUGGGCAAGUC
Messenger RNA from Ornithorhynchus anatinus (platypus), 1719 nucleotides. RefSeq names its product GIPC PDZ domain containing family member 2 (gene GIPC2). NCBI's taxonomy places the organism in Eukaryota, Metazoa, Chordata, Mammalia, Monotremata, Ornithorhynchidae. Gene Ontology annotation, molecular function: protein binding. The coding region runs from base 22 to 1035 and encodes 337 amino acids. The transcript is spliced from 6 exons. The record is from RefSeq and is a predicted model, not a curated record.